Messenger RNA from Euleptes europaea (tarantolino), 1522 nucleotides. Its product is annotated as zinc finger protein 436-like. Gene Ontology annotation, biological process: regulation of transcription by RNA polymerase II. The transcript is spliced from 3 exons. The coding region runs from base 1 to 1356 and encodes 451 amino acids. Gene Ontology annotation, molecular function: RNA polymerase II cis-regulatory region sequence-specific DNA binding; DNA-binding transcription factor activity, RNA polymerase II-specific. Lineage: Eukaryota; Metazoa; Chordata; Lepidosauria; Squamata; Sphaerodactylidae. The record is from RefSeq and is a predicted model, not a curated record. Gene Ontology annotation, cellular component: transcription regulator complex; PcG protein complex.
AUGCGCCGUGCUGCUCUUGGGGGCUCCGCCUCCCCCGACGGCCAGCGGAGGCUUUGCAAGCCGCUGCAGCCCGGCUUGCAAACGGCGGCGGGACAGGAAGGGGUUGGGCCUACCCGGACGGGCCGCCGAUCUGGGCCCGGAGCAGCUGCUGGCGCCGAUCCGAGCAACUGUAGGCUGGAUCCUAGCUGGCGCUCGGAGCGCGACCCGAGUGGAAACUGCCGCAGCCCGGGAUCGGCUCGGAGCGCCGCUGCGAUUGGCUCGGGACCAUCCGGACGCUCCAGGUUAGAGAUGAUGACAGAGGAAGAGAACCUGAUAAAAGAGGAGCAGAUCUCCCAGGAGGAAGAAGUGGAGAAUUUGGUGCAAGUGGUGACGAUUCACCCAGAGGAAGGUCCUGAACAAGCCGAAGAGUCCCCGCCAGAAGAAUAUGAAAUAAAUGUUUUCCAGAUUGGGGGGGACAUGGAGCCCUCUGACAGUGAACUGGCUCCAAACAGCCAGCAAGAUUACAUCCCAAAGAAGAGACGGUGCAGGGCGGUGUCACGUGCGGGAACCGCUGUGGAAUCCAGCAAAACCGCAGUUCAGAAUAAAGCCCCAAAGGUCGGAAGGAUCUACAAGUGCCCUGAUUGUGGAAAGAUUUUCAAACGGUGCUCGCCUCUUAUCAGACACCGAAGAACCCACACUGGGGAGAAACCUUACGUAUGCCGGGAGUGUUUGAAACGCUUCAGUGACAGCUCAGCCCUUGUUAAACACCAAAGAAUCCAUGCAGGAGAGAAACCUUAUACCUGUCCUGAGUGUGGGAAGAGCUUUUCCCAGAGCUCAACCCUUAUCGCACAUCAAAGAAUACACACUGGAGAGAAACCUUACAAGUGCCCUGACUGUGGGAAAAGCUUCAGUGUGAGCUCCAACCUUGUUGCUCAUCAAAGAAUCCACACAGGGGAGAAGCCCUUUGGCUGUCCUGUCUGUUUGAAAGGCUUUCUUGUCAGCUCUCAUCUUAUCAGACACUUGAGAAUCCACACAGCAGAGAAACCUUAUAUUUGCCGAGAAUGUGGGGAAUGCUUUACUCAGAGCUCCCACCUUGUUGUACAUAAGAGAAUCCACACUGGAGAAAAACCUUACUUGUGUUCAGAGUGUGGGAAGAACUACCGCGGGAUCUCUGACUUGAUCCAGCAUCAGAGAAUCCAUACAGGAGAGAAGCCCUACAAAUGCUCUGAGUGUGGGAAAUGCUUCAGCCAGAGUUCCUGUCUUAAGAAGCACCAGAGAAUCCACACAGGAGAGAAGCCCUAUGCAUGCGUUGAAUGUGGGAAGAGGUUCAAUCGGAAUUCACAUUUGACUAGGCAUCAGAAAACCCACAUGGGGUAACUCCAAAGAAUAAUUUUGUGUCGGGACUGGAAGCUCAUCUCCAAAAUUCCAACUGCUAUUAGAACUGAAACCAGUUUCCUCAAAUAGUAAGCCAUUCCCUCCUCCUCCAAAGAGUCCCACCAUCUCACACCUUGACUGAGACUGGAGAUGUUGCCGUACAGUUUUA